AUGCAGUAAAAAUUAAGCAUUCAUAGAUGUGAAUAAGAUUUCGAACCUAAUGACUUCCUGCUAUUUCAAAAUGAUUAAAGAAGAAGUAGCCUUAUUGUUGAUGAUUAGAAUAUAUUGCACAAUAUCGAAGCCGAGUUAAAGUACAUAACCACUGCAAGAAUCACAAUAUUAAAAAAAGAAGCUCCGGAGAAGAGGACUAUAAAGCCUUAAUGCAAGAUUUAUGAGUUUAAACAGUAUCUCUACUUUAAAGAUGAUGAUUCUGAUUGGGACUUAACUAUUGACAUUGACCUAGCUUAUGCAAAAAUAAAAUAUAAAAUUGAUUAAUUCAAGAUAAAUGAUAUAGCAUAAAUUAUUAUCGAGAAAAACAAUACCGUCUUGACAUUAGAAAAUAAAGACAGAUGUUUAUUGAAUGAAGGAAGAAUUGAUAAAUUUAACAAAGACUUUCUAAAAAAUAUGAGAUAUAAACUAGAUUUUUAUUGUAUUUGGAACUAUGACCCUAUAGAGUUUGAGUUUAGAAAGAAAUUAGGAAGUGGAUCCUCAGGAAUCGUUUACCUUGUGAAAAUCAAUUAGUAGAAAUCAUUUAAAGUAACAUGUGGAAAAUAUGCACUGAAAUGCUUGGAAAGUUUGCAAAGCUAAAAUAUAAUCCAUAAAGAUAUCACCCCUCAAAAUAUUCUAUUAGAGUAAAAAAAGUGGGACACCUGGAUAUAUCGCCCCAGAGAUUCUUAGAGAUAAUUACCAUAAUUUGAAAAAUGA
Molecule: messenger RNA, 753 nt
Organism: Stylonychia lemnae
Lineage: Eukaryota; Ciliophora; Spirotrichea; Sporadotrichida; Oxytrichidae
Source: the annotation of a GenBank genome assembly